GGGGCGCGGGGGGCUGUCGGGAUCUGGUGGGCUGAACAGUCUCUUGGCCAAGCAAAUGGCUUCCAGGUGGCCGGGCGUGGGGACCUCAGUGCGCCAGACACCGCUCCAGGACCAGGAACAGCUGGAGGAGGAGGACGGGCCACGGCCUGUGGCCGGCCAUCUGGAGACCUCAGGCGGGGCCCUGGGCUCCCUGUGCAGACACUUCCAGAGAAGGCUGCCUCUGAGAGCCGUCAGCCUCAACCUCGGGGCAGGGCCCUCCUGGAAACGCCUGGAAAGCCCCGGGCCAGGGCAGCAGGGCCUCCAGGCUGCGGCUCGCUCUGCUAAGAGCGCCCUGGGUGCUGUGUCCCAGAGAAUCCAGGAGUCCUGCCACAGUGGCACCAAGUGGCUGGUGGAAACCCAGGUGACAGCCAGGAGGAGGAGGAGGGGGGCACAGAAGGGCCCCCGACUGUCCGGAGCUGCCCCUGCCUACGCGGCCCUGGACCCAUGGGAGAGGGACAGUCCCCGGCUCUCUGCCCGUGGGGGCCCACGCACCUACCCCCUGCGGCGGUCCAGGAGGGAGGCUGCCCUCCGCAGCCCCUACUCCUCCACAGAGCCCCUCUGCUCCCCCAGCGAGUCUGACAGUGACCUAGAACCUGUGGGAGCAGGACUUCAGCAUCUCCAGCAGCUGUCCCAAGAGCUAGAUGAGGCCAUUGUGGCAGAAGAGAGAGCUGAUGGGCCCAGCAGAGCCGGGAGUGUGCGAGGCAUCCCGCCUGCCUGGAGCCAGAGCCGCUGACCUCACUGACCCCAUCAUUAGCCGAGCAUACCGGCCACCUUCCAGCUCCUGGUUCUGGGGGGAUGACCAUGGCGCCCCCACUUCCCUGCUCUGAGCACAGAGGGGGCACAAAGGGAACUGUGUAUUGUGGGAAGCAAGCCACAUCUGACCACCGCGCCCUCACACGAGGAUCCGUGUGUCCCCGUGAGCUCCGAGGACGGCCCUGGGGCCACUGCUAACAAGGACCCAGGUGGAGGCUGCUGGGCGGGGGGGGCCUGCUCCUGCCCUGGCCACAUCUGGUUCUGUCCUUGACCACCCACCCCAGCCCGAGAAUCAUGUGGGGAGAGGCUGGGGUGGUUCACUCACCUCCCCUUUUGGGCUUGGAAACUCACCCCACACUUUGUGGCCACGUCUACAAUGGGAAGCCCGGGUAGCAGAGGUCCUGGGGGGCCCUGAGCUGUGCGCCCAGGAGGCAGACCUUUGAGAAAUCAGCCCCUGGACUGACCAGUUCCAGGGACCCUGGCUCCCGUCCCCGGGCCAACCCCGAGCCCGAGCCCGAAGCCCCUGGGCCCACAGAUCCCUAUUUAUCCCCAGCACAGUGUACCAUGAGUAUGCGGGGAGGGGUAGCACUGGUCAGUGGCCAUUUCUGCUGUCGGCAAAUUAUUUAAGAAAUCUGCUUUGUCAUUUUACUCAAAAAAAAAAAACUACCAGUUGACUUCUCUGGAG
Molecule: messenger RNA, 1477 nt
Organism: Enhydra lutris kenyoni (northern sea otter)
Lineage: Eukaryota; Metazoa; Chordata; Mammalia; Carnivora; Mustelidae
Product: PICALM interacting mitotic regulator
Exons: 5
Coding region: 56-772 (238 amino acids)
Source: RefSeq, a predicted model, not a curated record